AUGAGUCAAACAUCUCUGAAACAGAAAAAGAAGAAUGAGUCUGGAACGAAAUACUCAAGAGAAAGUCUAGAAUCAGAGAAAAGACGGGAGUCUGACAAAUCAGGAACUCGUGUGAAAACUCAGAUGAGGCAUGCGGUCAAUCCGAAUCACUGGCUGAGAUGUUGCCCCAUGCGUGGUCACCUGGCGUGUAGACAUUGCCUUAGGGCACCUGAGGGAACAGUCCUUCUUGGCCCCUGCUGCACAAUACGUAUUUAUAUUCACAUGUGCCUGUUGUGGGAACAGGGCCAGCAGAUCACCAUGAUCAGGGUGAGCAGAGAUGGAACUACUGAUUUUGUAGGGGAGCCACAGUCAGUCUGGGGAUCACAAGAAUUAUCAUUGCCGAAGACAGAUUCUCGAGGGUACCUCGUGCGAAACCAGUGGUCCGGAACCUCACGAAGCCCAUCCAUCAGAGCCCCAUCAUUAGAGGAGCCCAGAAGCAAGAGUGCCAAUCUUAAGGUCCCCACAAGCUCCACAACCUCCCAGACGUCAUCCACCUCCCAGAGCCAGCACGAGUCCACGCAGGAGCUGCCCCUACAGUCCUCCCCACCCACGCCGCCCGUGGCUCACACGCCCCCAGGGUUUCUAGACCCCCAGAGCCCUCCCACACCCCCUGAGCCCCAGGCUCAGCCUCAGUCCCAGCCCCCGUCCAGGCGCAGCAACAAGAUGCAGGAGAACCAUGAAGCCUGGGUGCAUGGCACUGUGCGGGACUACCGGGACUCCCGGGACAUGCAGCAGCGGGAAUAUCCGCGCACGCCCCCCAGUGAAUGGAAGUCCUAUGGCCAGCGCAAGACCACCUAUACCUCCCAGCUGGACCGCGACUAUAUGCCCGACCUGUCUCGGCAGCGGGAGGAUGAGAACGAUGACGAGGAAGCCUACUGGUCAUCCGUGAAGACACUGUAUGAGAAGACCCCGGGCUGCUCACGCCCCCGGCCGCCAAAACCCAGGCAUGCCAUCACCAUCGCUGUGUCAUCCCAGGCUCUCUUCAACAUGGUGGACGGCAAGAAAAUCUAUGAGGAGGAGGGUCUGGAAAAGUACAUGGAGUAUCAGCUCAGCAAUGAGAAUGUCAUCCUGACCCCUGGGCCCGCGUUCCGCUUCAUCAAGGCCCUGCAGCAUGUCAAUACUAGACUCCAUGAUCUGUAUCCGGAUGAACAGGACUUAUUUGAUAUUGUACUGAUGACUAAUAACCAUGCCCAAGUGGGAGUGCGGCUUAUAAACAGCGUCAAUCACUAUGGCUUACUAAUUGACCGCUUCUGUCUGACUGGAGGGAAAAGCCCCGUUGGCUAUUUGAAGUCCUAUCUUACCAACCUGUAUCUUUCUUCCGAUUCUGAAAAAGUACAGGAAGCAAUAAAAGAAGGGAUCGCCGCUGCAACAAUGUUUGAUGGAGCCAAGGACAUAUCGUACUGUGAGACACAGCUCCGCGUGGCUUUCGAUGGGGACUCUGUCCUCUUCUGUGAGGAGUCCGAACAUAUUACCAAGGACCGUGGGCUGGACAAAUACUUUCAACAUGACACAGUAUUUGACAACAAGUCUCUGGCUCAGGGUCCCUUGAAAAGCUUUCUGGAAGAUUUAGGCAGACUGCAAAAGAAGUUUUAUGCCAAAGACCAACGGUUAUGUUGCCCUAUCAGGACCUACCUGGUUACGGCCAGGAGUGCAGCCAGCUCAGGUGCUCGAGUGCUGAAAACCCUUCGCCGGUGGGGUCUAGAGAUAGAUGAAGCCCUUUUCCUUGCUGGAGCCCCCAAAGGUCCCAUCUUGGUGAAAAUACGGCCCCAUAUCUUCUUUGAUGACCACAUGUUCCACAUUGAAGGGGCACAGAAAUUUGGCACUGUCACAUCUCAUGUACCUUAUGGCAUUAAUCAGAAAUUGAACAAUUAG
Messenger RNA from Artibeus jamaicensis (Jamaican fruit-eating bat), 1911 nucleotides. It is a transcript of the gene NT5C1B, whose product is annotated as 5'-nucleotidase, cytosolic IB. Gene Ontology annotation, cellular component: cytosol; cytoplasm. Gene Ontology annotation, biological process: adenosine metabolic process; nucleotide metabolic process. The coding region runs from base 1 to 1911 and encodes 636 amino acids. Lineage: Eukaryota; Metazoa; Chordata; Mammalia; Chiroptera; Phyllostomidae. The transcript is spliced from 11 exons. Gene Ontology annotation, molecular function: 5'-nucleotidase activity; nucleotide binding; magnesium ion binding. The record is from RefSeq and is a predicted model, not a curated record.